AUGAAUUUUUUUUCUUUCCAAUCUUUGUUUUCCUAACAUAAUAGCAAGAAAAGCUUCUUUUUGCUUAAGGGACCGACGAAACACUUUUCUCACAUGGGUGAUGGAUAAGUUUUGUGGAGUUGUUUUACAUUGCGGCUACUGCAUGAUAAGUUCCUCUGCCAGGAAUUUCUAAGAACGGUGGGUAGACAACUGAAUCGACGAGAAGGAAAUUAAUGUGCCAGCAGACAGCGAAAGCAGGGGUUGUAGGUCAGCUUUUCACAUGACUCAGCAGUUUUAAUUGGUUGACUUCGUGGCGUUCUCCACCAAACUGGCCAUCGAUGGACACUUGCCCUUCCAUAAUCUCCAACACGUGCAGAUGACAAGUCCCAGCUCCAACUCCAUGGGGCAGCGACUGCUGCUCCCUUCAGCAUUUCCUGAGAUGCAAUUCGCUUCUUCAAAGCAAUACAUUUUGAUCGGAGGGAGGAAGUACAACUCUGCAGCUUCCUUUGUGGGCUUUUUGUACCAAGGCUAAAAGAGAAUAAGAAAUACUAUAUUUGACCUUUAGAUUCUCUCCUCAACAAAAGAAAAGCUUUUGGAUCCAAGAUAUGACUGGAUCUACUGCUUUAGCACUUUACAUUACAAUAAGUUGUCUUGCAUUUGUGAUAUCAAAGAUUGUUGUUUCGUGCCUCCUCUACAGAAGAUGGACUCGGAAACAUAAGAUCAUCCAAGAUACUUUGUCAGGUGGAAGGUUGGUAAUAUUCAGGUCUCCCACGGUACAAUCUCUGAGCUCAAAGAUCUUUGUCAAGAAGCUCAUGGAGUUGUCGAGCAAGGAUAUUAUUGGAUCUGGAGGCUCUGGUACAGUCUACAGAUUGGCAAUUGAUGACACCACCGCCUUUGCAGUGAAGAGACUGAACAAGGGAACUACCGAUAGAGACUGUGGAUUUGAAAGAGAGCUGGAUGCUAUGGGUGAUAUAAAGCACAGAAACAUUGCUAGUCUUAACGGAUAUUAUAUCGCACCUCAGUUUAAUUUUCUUAUAUAUGAACUGAUGCCAAAUGGAAGCUUGGAUGCAUUGCUUCAUGGCAAUUUGAGCAAAGUGAAACCUCUUGAUUGGCCUACGAGAUGCAAAAUAGCUGUUGGUGCAGCAAGGGGUAUAUCAUAUCUGCAUCAUGAUUGUAUACCUCACAUAAUCCACAGAGAUAUCAAAUCAAGCAAUAUACUGUUGGAUCAUAACAUGGAGGCAAGGGUUUCUGAUUUUGGAUUAGCCACACUAAUGAAACCAGAUCAGAGCCAUGUUUCAACAGUUGUUGCAGGAACUUUUGGUUAUCUAGCUCCUGAAUAUUUUGACACGGGUAAAGCAACUACAAAAGGAGAUGUUUACAGCUUUGGUGUGGUUUUGCUUGAACUUUUAACUGGCAGGAGGCCAACCAAUGAAUUGUUUUUGGAAGAAGGCACAAAACUUGCAACCUGGGUAAAAUGUAUUGUCGAAGAUAAAAGGGAAGAACAUGCUGUGGAUACAGCGCUGUCAUGCUUUCCUGUUGAAGAUGUCAAGGAAGUCUUCCGCAUUGCAGAAAAAUGCCUAGAAUUAGAUCCAUCGGAGAGGCCAACCAUGGCAGCGGUUCAUAAAAUGCUUGAGCAAGUAAAUACUUUCCACACUCUCAUAUCGGGCACUCUAAAAGGUGGCGCUGCUGCGGAUAACACACUGUUAACUACUGGUUCUGGGUAUACAUGCAACAAUCGUCUGUCCUAGUUAUACAGGACCUCCUAUUCACCAAGAUAGAUGUGGUGAAUCCGUGAUGUCAUAAGAAGCUACAAUUUCUUGUGGUGAAUACUACAUACCAAUUGUCACACACACACACAAACAUAUAUAUAUAUAUAUUUCCAACCAUUGUCUAA
Molecule: messenger RNA, 1873 nt
Organism: Musa acuminata AAA Group (dessert banana)
Lineage: Eukaryota; Viridiplantae; Streptophyta; Magnoliopsida; Zingiberales; Musaceae
Product: receptor-like serine/threonine-protein kinase At1g78530
Exons: 6
Coding region: 585-1727 (380 amino acids)
Biological process (GO): protein phosphorylation
Cellular component (GO): plasma membrane
Molecular function (GO): ATP binding; protein kinase activity
Source: RefSeq, a predicted model, not a curated record